GGGUUUACCUCUCCAUUCUUUAAUAUGGCUGUCUAUACAUAUGCUAAGCUUGCUUCACAUACUGAUUGCUUCGUUGGUAUCUCAGAACACGAACCUGGAUCGGACAGAGCUCUCUCUUUGCGUGUCUUUGAUUGAGAAUGGAGUCAACCCCGAUGCCCUAGCGACUGUUAUCAAAGACUUGAGGACGGAAGCCGGCCUGGCUCUACGCGCUUCGAAUGAGUCUCCAGAGUGAAAUAAUCAAUAUGUUUCUCUUCUGCGUGGUCGGCUCAUUCUGGAUUGUUUGUAUGUUACCGCUUGUAUAAGAACACGAAUUAGACGCUAAGCACUUAAUAAAUUAGUUCAAAGCUGUGGGCCUAUGUGGAAACAGUCUGGUAUCAUAACACCGCCUAAGAGGUACAGGGCAAGGUAAUUGAGAAUAAAUAAUAUCAUCAAACUCGCGGCUUAUGAAAAGAAUGCUAUAACCGUAUAGCAACGAAACCAAGGCUUAUGAGGAUUUCCCGGCGUUCUCUGCUGUUGUGCCGCCUUUAGAGGCUGAGCCGAGCUCUUCAGAAGAAGCUCCAACAUUCACUUUGUGCGCUUCAGUAUCAACUGGGUCCUUAGCCUUGGUGUCUUUCUCGUCAUCGCUGUCCCCUAAGCUGAACGGAUCGUUUUCUCCGAUA
Messenger RNA from Aspergillus nidulans FGSC A4, 659 nucleotides. Its product is annotated as mitotic-spindle organizing protein 1. The record is from RefSeq and is a predicted model, not a curated record. Lineage: Eukaryota; Fungi; Ascomycota; Eurotiomycetes; Eurotiales; Aspergillaceae. Gene Ontology annotation, biological process: gamma-tubulin complex localization. Gene Ontology annotation, cellular component: spindle pole body; gamma-tubulin ring complex. The transcript has 3 exons. Bases 41 to 232 code for a protein of 63 amino acids.